AGUCUCAGGGAACGUCACGCGAUGGCGAUUUGGUGACGAGCGGCUUCAGCACUCCGGAUAGCUCCUGCGCUGGGGGAGGGGAGGGGGGCCGGCCGGGGAGCCGCGCUGUUCUGAGCUCCGCGCGUCAAGUCGACGGAUCGCCGGGGACGCCGGCGCUGUUAUGGAUGCUCCUUCUUUGUGCUUCGACGCGCAUUCUGCCUUUUGUGCCGAGGCUUUUCUGGAACGCGGAUGGAUUUAAGCGCACUUUUACUGGAAUUUGAAGCGCAUCCAGCCUGAUUCCUUCACCGUACACACCUGGAAACGCAAUGCCGAGCCUCCGGUGUCCACGACGUGGCUGAGCUUGAUCGAUCUCGAGCAUUUGGGUCAAAAUGAUGCCCGGCAGGUACAAAUCGAGUCCCAGCUCCACCAUGUCCUUGGCGUUCUGCGGCAAUGACAACAAUUCGGCCGCCUACAACGUCGACAAGGGGGUGCUGAACAACGGCUGCUUCCUGGACGCGCUGAGCGUGGUGCCGCACGUCUUCCUCCUCUUCAUCACCUUCCCUAUCCUGUUCAUCGGAUGGGGCAGCCAGAGCUCCAAGGUGCACAUACACCACAGCACAUGGCUACACUUCCCCGGGCACAACCUGCGGUGGAUCCUGACCUUCAUCCUGCUCUUCGUGCUGGUGUGCGAGAUCGCCGAGGGCAUCGUGUCCGACGGCUCUACAGAGACGCGACACUUGCACCUCUACAUGCCUGCUGGUCUGGCGUUUAUGGCUGCCAUCACGUCCAUCAUCUUCUACCACAACAUCGAGACCUCCAACUUUCCGAAGCUCUUACUGGCUUUGCUGGUCUACUGGAUUUUAGCCUUUGUGACAAAAACGAUUAAAUUUGUGAAGUUCUGUGAACACGGCAUUUGGAUGACCCAGCUGAGGUUCUGCAUCACGGGGUUGCUGGUGCUGCUGUACGGGACGCUGCUGGCAGUGGAGAUCAACGUCAUCAGAGUGAGGCGCUACGUUUGCUUCAAGCACCCAACGGAAGUGAAGCCUCCAGAAGACCUGCAGGACCUGGGAGUGAGGUUUCUUCAGCCAUUUGUGAACCUUUUGUCAAAGGGUACCUAUUGGUGGAUGAACACAUUCAUCACCUCUGCUCAUAAGAGACCCAUUGACCUGAAAGUCAUCGGCAAGCUGCCAAUAGCAAUGAGGGCGCUCACUAACUACGUGCACUUAAGGAAGGCAUUUGAAGCACAAAAGACCAAGGCCUCUGCUUACCCCCAGGGAUCCAAAUCCAUCUGGUGUGCCCUGCGCUAUGCGUUUGGAAGACCUCUUGUUCUCAGCAUCACAUUUCGCUUUCUGGCUGAUCUCCUAGGUUUUGCUGGUCCCCUUUGUAUUUCUGGAAUUGUUCACCAUCUUGGCAAAGAGAACAAGACCUUCCUUCCUCCGGUCAAGCUGCUGGGGGUGUACUUCAUUUCAUCCCAGGAGUUCCUAGCCAAUGCCUACGUCCUGGCUGUGCUUCUGUUUUUUGCUCUUCUUUUACAAAGGACAUUUCUGCAAGCAUCUUACUACGUGGCCAUUGAAACAGGAAUUAACCUGAGAGGAGCAAUGCAGACAAAGAUUUACAAUAAAAUAAUGAGAUUGUGCACGUCAAACAUGUCCAUGGGGGAGAUGACGGUCGGCCAGAUCUGCAACCUGGUUGCCAUAGACACAAACCAACUUAUGUGGUUUUUCUUCCUCUGCCCAAACUUGUGGGCAAUGCCUGUUCAGAUUAUUCUGGGGGUUAUCCUCCUGUACUACCUCCUGGGAAUAAGUGCCUUAAUUGGAGCCACAGUGAUUGCAGUCCUUGCACCAGUGCAGUACUUUGUGGCCACCAAGCUGUCCCAAGCACAGAAGAGUACUCUGGAGUAUUCCAAUGAACGCUUGAAGAAAACCACAGAACUGCUUCGUGGGAUCAAACUGCUGAAGCUUUAUGCCUGGGAGCACAUAUUCCAUGACAGUGUCAAAGAAACAAGACAAAAGGAGCUGACCAGCCUCAAAGCCUUCGCUCUUUACACCUCCAUUUCCAUUUUCAUGAACGCAGCCAUCCCCAUCGCAGCAGUGCUUACGACCUUUGUGGUCCAUGCCCACUUGUCAGAAGACGCUGACCUUUCACCGGCGGUGGCCUUUGCCUCUCUCUCGCUCUUCCACAUUUUGGUCACUCCACUGUUUCUGCUGUCCAGUGUAGUCCGAUCGACUGUCAAAGCCCUAGUGAGUGUACAGAAGCUCAGUGAGUUCUUCUCUAGUGAAGAGAUUGGUGAGGAUCCUGACCAGAAAGUUCCUGUGCAGAUGCCCCUUGCUAACCACAACAAAUACCAAGCGUUGCCUCUCAAAGUGGUUAAUCGUAAGCGUCCUACUAGAGAAGAUUGGAACAGCUACAGCCCACCAAGAGAGAGGAACAAUGAGGCAGCUAAAGAUGAUGAAGAAUGUAUCAAGGAAUACAAGGUUCUGCCAAAUCAGGACGUGCCUCAAGGAGAUAGCUCUGUUAACUGCUAUCAUUACACUAUCACUAAUGGCUAUUUCACCUGGACUCCUGAUGGAUCCCCAACAUUGUCCAACAUUGAUAUCCGGAUUCCUCAUGGUCAGCUUACAAUGAUUGUUGGGCAGGUGGGCUGUGGAAAGUCUUCAUUACUCCUAGCUGCACUUGGAGAAAUGCAGAAAAUAUCUGGAAACGUUUACUGGAACAGCUUACCUGGACAUGAAUCAGAAGGCGAGGACAGCAGCAUUGAGAAGGACACAGCUAUUGAUGCUGAUGUAAGAAAAAGAGGCUCGGUGGCCUAUGCAUCCCAAAAGCCUUGGCUAUUGAAUGCCACGGUAGUGGAGAACAUCAUCUUUGAAACCACCUUCAAUAAGAUGAGGUACAAAGCAGUAAUUGAGGCCUGCUCCCUGCAGCCAGACAUCGACAUCCUCCCACAAGGAGACCAGACACAAAUAGGAGAAAGGGGAGUCAAUCUCUCCGGGGGACAGCGGCAGCGCAUCAGUGUGGCAAGAGCACUGUACCAGCAAACAAAUGUCGUCUUUCUGGAUGACCCUUUCUCUGCUCUUGACAUCCAUCUCAGUGACCACCUCAUGCAGGAGGGUAUCCUUAAGAUGUUAAGGGAGGAGAAGAGAACGGUCGUGUUGGUUACACACAAACUGCAGUAUCUGCCACAUGCGGACUGGAUUAUUGCCAUGAAGGAUGGUACCAUACAGAAAGAGGGGACAUUGAAGGAUAUUCAGAACAGCGAGCCAGAGCUGUUUGAACACUGGAAAUCUCUGAUGAACAGACAGGACCAGGGACUGGAAAAGGAGACAGUAGCUGAAAGCAACACAGCUCUGGAGAGGAAGAAUUUGCGCCGCGCCAUGUACUCCAGGGAACUUGCUGGGAAGAACGAGGAAGAAGAUGAAGGAGAUUCAGUUGAAAGUGACGAUGAAGACAACCUAUCAUCAGUCCUGCGCCAGCGGGCUAAGAUGCCCUGGAGGGCCUGCGGGACGUACCUCAGCUCAGCCGGCUUUCUUCUCCUCCUUCUCCUGCUGUUCUCCCAGUUCUUUAAGCAUUCUGUCUUGCUUGCCAUUGACUACUGGCUGGCAAAGUGGACAUCUGAUGUCAUUUCUGGGAAGGUCCAUUCUGAAGGAAAAAACUGCACCACAAACCAGGACUGCAGGUUUGACCACUCAUCCUACUCCAUGGUGUUUAGCAUCCUCUGCUGCCUUGGGAUCAUCUUGUGCCUUGUGACUUCUGUGGCUGUGGAGUGGACAGGCCUAAAGGUUGCAAAAGAGCUACACCAUAACUUGUUGAAGAGGAUCAUCCUGGCACCGAUGAGGCUUUUUGAGACUACACCCCUUGGGAAUAUCCUGAACAGAUUUUCAGUUGACACCAACACCAUUGACCAGCACAUCCCUGCCACUCUGGAGUGUCUCAGCCGCUCCACCCUGCUUUGUGUUUCGGCGCUAGCUGUCAUCUCCUAUGUCACUCCUGUCUUUCUCAUCUCUUUGCUUCCGUUGACGGUGGCAUGCUACUUCAUCCAGAAGUACUUCAGGAUGGCAUCCAGGGAUCUUCAACAAUUGGAUGACAGCACUCAGCUGCCCUUACUGUCUCACUUUUCAGAAACUGUGGAAGGGCUUACUACAAUCCGUGCUUUCAGGUACGAGGACAAGUUCAGACAAAGGCUGCUGGAGUACACAGACACCAACAACAUCGCCUCCCUCUUUCUGACCGCUGCAAACCGCUGGCUGGAGGUCCGCAUGGAGUACAUCGGUGCCUGUGUAGUACUUAUUGCAGCUGUGGCCUCCAUCACCAACUCUCUUUACAACCAUCUCUCCUCCGGCCUUGUUGGUUUGGGCCUGACCUACGCUCUCAUGGUGUCCAACUAUUUGAAUUGGAUGGUACGUAAUCUCGCAGAUAUGGAGGUUCAGCUCGGAGCAGUUAAGAGGAUUAACUCCCUCCUCAAGACUGAACCAGAAAACUAUGAAGGCCUUCUAUCUCCCUCACAGAUUCCAGCCACCUGGCCUCAGCAAGGAGAAAUUCAGAUCCAGAAUCUCAGUGUGAGAUAUGACAGCACCCUGAAGCCUGUUCUUAAACAUGUCAAUGCCCACAUCUUUCCAGGACAGAAGGUUGGCAUAUGUGGUCGGACUGGAAGUGGAAAAUCUUCAUUCUCCUUGGCAUUCUUUCGAAUGGUUGACACAUUUGAAGGGCGGAUUAUCAUUGAUGGAAUCGAUAUUGCCAAACUGCCUUUACAGACUCUGAGGUCGCGGUUUUCGAUAAUCCUCCAGGACCCCUUCCUGUUCAGUGGAACGAUCAGGUUUAACUUGGACCCGGAACGGAAAUGCACUGACAGCAUGCUGUGGGAAGCGCUGGAGAUCGCACAGCUCAAGCCGGUGGUCAAAGCUUUGCCAGGAGGCCUGGAUGCCAUGGUCACGGAAGGAGGGGAGAACUUCAGUCUGGGGCAGCGGCAGCUCUUCUGCUUGGCACGAGCGUUUGUUCGCAAGAGUAGCGUCCUCAUCAUGGACGAAGCCACAGCGUCUAUAGACAUGGCCACGGAAAGCAUUUUGCAGAAAGUAGUCAUGACCGCCUUCACAGACCGGACAGUCGUCACUAUCGCACACCGCGUCCACACAAUCCUCAACGCCGACCUGAUCAUCGUCAUGAGGAGAGGAGUCAUCGUGGAAUCCGACAGACCUGAGGUGCUGCUGGACAACGAGGACAGCGUCUUCGCCUCUUUUGUACAAGCAGACAAAUAGCCGUCCGCGCCGCUCCCAAGUGCAAUUGUGUUUUUCAUUUUAUAUUUGUGUACAAUAUUGUAAAUAAAAUGCAAAUUGUUUAUUAAUAAAAGAAUUGGACAAAGA
This is a messenger RNA of Erpetoichthys calabaricus (reedfish), 5333 nucleotides long. RefSeq names its product ATP-binding cassette, sub-family C (CFTR/MRP), member 8 (gene abcc8). Gene Ontology annotation, cellular component: membrane. NCBI's taxonomy places the organism in Eukaryota, Metazoa, Chordata, Cladistia, Polypteriformes, Polypteridae. The record is from RefSeq and is a predicted model, not a curated record. Gene Ontology annotation, biological process: transmembrane transport; potassium ion transport. The transcript has 41 exons. The coding region runs from base 369 to 5228 and encodes 1619 amino acids. Gene Ontology annotation, molecular function: sulfonylurea receptor activity; ABC-type transporter activity; ATP hydrolysis activity.